UGCACCUGCUGUUCCUUGUCACUUUAUUUUUAAUUUCACAGCGGUUGGAAUAUUAUUUCAGCUGGAGAGUCUUUGAGGAAGCUGGAAAUGUUCUCACAACGGAGGUGUGGUGUCAUUACACGACCUGUGCUUUUUUUCCCGUUAACAUAAUUUGGAAAGAAAGAUUCAAUCUAAUUUUAGCUAACAUUAGCUUAGCUGGCUAAUUUUCGUUUACCGUCUGUGUUAAGCUAGCUAACUGAGAGCUAGCUGUGAGAAUUUGUUCUUAACUAACAGAUGUGAGGACCAUUUUUUUCUCCUUGUCCAGCUCCUUCAGGUGUUUCAGUAACUCAGGAGCAUCUUGAUAACACCAGGAAGAUCCUCAGUCAGAUAACAGCGACACCACCGACAGACCGUGGGAACAUAACAGCUCAGGGUGUGAGUGUUGCAGCAGGCGGGCAGAGGCGCAGCGGCACUUUGCAGGCUGCUGCUGAUGGAGAAGGUGGGAUGAGGCUCCACUCAUGGCCGUUGUAAAGAACUGUUUGUGUCUGCAGCGCCAGCAUCAGCAGUGUUUGUAAAGGCGCUUUGUGCAUCGCUAAUCCGCUCUGAUGUCACGGUGGAGAAGGAGGGGCUGAACGAGCUCUCCGCUUUAAUCCGAGCAAGUUGUCUGGAGGGACAAGCCGAGCCAAGCCAAGCCGAGCCAAGCGAGCAGGCACGGGAACAGGGAGCGAUGUGUACUGCAGCAGCCGAACCCGGGCCUCUCCUCCUCUGACAUGCAGGCCGUGCUAUGAGCAGGGUUUUCUUGGAGACAAGAGGAGCAUGUUCUGAAAACUGGAGUCGGAUCACACCCCAGCCAUGAGCCACAAGUAUCAGGGAGAGUCGUCCGUGGAGGCAGGUGAGGAGCACAGGUUGCCUCCGAGGAACAGGCAGCCCAACGGGACGUCACCCGGGGAACCUCCUGUACGUCGGUCCUGGAGGCCAUGUCAGAUGCUCAGCCAGGAUGGAGAACUGAAUCACCAUCACCAUCAUCAUCAUCACCAUCAUCAUCAGCCACAUCACCAACACCACCCACCCACAGGUCGCGGACCUCAUCGGCAUCGCAGGCGGCCUCCAUCAGGGCAGGGACAGGGCCAAAGCCAGGGUCAAAGCCAGGCUCAGAGUCCAGGUCAGGUCCCGGCAGUAACUCCUCCCAGGCCAGACAGGGACGAGAGUCGAGAUGCUGAGCCUCGUCCUGUCCAGCAACCCCGUCCUGCUGUCACCCGUUACCGCCGUCAUGGCGACCCUAACCCCAGGCUCAGAGGUCACAGACACAGGCAGCCAGUCAAAGAGAUGCAGGACCUUUCACCUGGUGCAGAUGAGAGAGAGGGUCCAGCAGAGGUGAAGGCGCAACAGCGCUCCUCAGAAGAUCCUGUAACCGACCAGUUACAGGACAGAGGAUCUCCUCACCAGACUCCUGUUGCAGUCGUCACCCCCACCCACCUCUCACCUGGUCCUGCAACCUGUAACAUACAACUUCCUGCCAGUCACACUCCUCCUGUUGAGGAAGAAGAGGACCUCCAGGAGCAUAAAGCAGAGUGUGAAGACGAGCUGGAGGAGGUAAAGGAGAAGGACGAAGAACCAGAACAGGUGGAGGAUGAUGAUGGAGACCACCACUUGACCACAGGUCACUCCAGCUGCAGCCAUAAUGACACGAAAACAGUCAGUGACGAGGCAGAGGAACGUGCAGAGAGGGUGGAGGAGGAUCAAGAGGAAGUGAUGGAUGACGUUGCGGAGGACAUCGCAGCUCAGGGAAGUGAAAUCACUGAUCUCUGCUCUGACACUGAGAGCGCCGCCUCGCUCAGUAUGGAUGGGCCUCUCCACAGCCCGCCGCCACUCCACUCCCCGACUCCUCCUUCGUCCCCUGAUGUUCCACCUUUCCCCCAGCUGGACCACUUCAGCGAGGACGCCAGUAUGAGCCCUCUGCCCGACAAUGACCUGCUUCCUGAAGAUGAAGAUGAUUGCUCUGAAUCAUGCUCGCUGUCUCACCCUUCCUGCUCUGACUCUUAUCCUAAAACCUAUGCAGACUUUUAUACGGAGUCCCACCAAAAAUCGUACCCAGAGCCUGUCUACGAUUCGUACUCAGAGCCAAAAUCCCAUCCUAACUCUUUCCCUGAGCCCCUUAAGACCUCCUACCCCGAGGUACACAGAGAGCCUCGCAGGCAAUCUGGUCGGAGGACUGAGUCUAAUGAGGCCCAGCAGGAGUCCCGCCAAGAGCCCCGCCAAGAGCCCUUUACCAGCCAUAGACAGGAGAAUGUACAAAAGGGAGCUCCAUCCUCCCCCACCAAGGGCUCCCAUUAUGCCCCAAGGCAGGGCAGAAACCACAGCUCGCAUCACGCCCCGCUGGACCGCUCUGUUGGCUGCAGGUUGCACCACUAUGACGGGCAAUCUGAUGGCGAGGGGGACAGCACCAAUCAAAGUCCCAUUCCCAAGAGUCGUAGGCAGGCACCCAGAAAAGCAGAAACCCAGGCCAAGAGCCCCUCGUCUGGGCAGAGCAGCUCAGGAGAAGCCCAGGAGGAGCGAAGUGCGAUGGGUCUUCAAGGGGAGGAUGGUACGAGGGGCUCAGGAGACGCCAUCAGCAUGGCAAUUAAAGACAUUAAGGAGGCAAUCGAGGAGGUGAAGAUUAAGACAAUACGCUCCCCUUACACACCUGAUCAGCCUGUGGAGCCGAUUUGGGUGAUGAGGCAGGAAGUCAGCCCCACAGAGGAGGCGUACCCACUGCAGACUACAGCCGGCCAUUCUUCUCCUCACUCCCCUGCUCAGUCUGUGUCUGAGUCUCCGUCCAGAUACGCUUCAGUCCCGGUUCGGGAGCCGGUCAGUCCACUGAGAGCCGAGUCAGCCAGAGCACUUCAUCCUCAACAGUAUCACCAACAGCAGCCCCAACACAACCAUCACCACCACCAGGGCCACCAUUCACAGCAGAGGGACACCGCCAGGCCGCCACAGACAUACGCACAGCAGCAACCGUAUGGACACGUGCCGUCGAAUCAGCACCACCAACGUCAACAUCAGCAGCAGAUUCAACAUCAACAACAGCAGCAGCAGGUGCCAGCUCAGCGGCCACGACCUCCAGCUCAGCCACAGUCGCCUCCGCAGCCACCGUCUGUCCAGGAGCUUCGCAGAUCUCUUCCUUCAUUCCCUACAUUUGUGGAUGUCCCGGGACCAUGCGACCCUGAGGACCUUAUUGACGGCAUCAUCUUUGCAGCGACCUACCUGGGCUGCACCCACCUGUUAUCAGAGAGGACGCCCACGAAGAGCGCCCGCAUGCAGCAGGCACAGGAGGCCAUGAGCAGAGUGCGGGCUGCACAGAAGCAGGCGAAAAACAGGAAGAAGAGCCCCGACAGCGAGGCUCCGUCCACUGCUGAGGUCGAUCUGUUCAUGUCCACGCAGAGGAUCAAAGUCCUCAAUGCAGACACUCAGGAGUCUCUAAUGGACCUGCCGCUGAGGACGAUCUCCUACAUAGCUGACAUCGGUAACAUGGUGGUGCUGAUGGCCCGGGGGAAGAUGGUGCGCUCCCGCAGCGCACAGGAAAACCUGGACCACACAGCUGAGCAAACCACCAUGAACCACGACGACAGACGGCUGUACAGGAUGAUCUGCCACGUCUUCGAGUCUGAGGAUGCCCAGCUGAUAGCUCAGUCUAUCGGUCAGUCUUUCAGCGUUGCCUACCAGGAGUUCCUCAGGGCCAACGGCAUCGACCCCGAAGAUCUGAGCCAGAGGGAGUACAGCGACUUGCUCAACACUCAGGACAUGUACAAUGACGACCUCAUCCACUUCUCAAAGUCAGAGAACUGCAGAGAUGUUUACAUUGAGAAGCAGAAAGGAGAGAUCCUGGGUGUGGUGAUCGUGGAGUCGGGCUGGGGGUCCAUCCUCCCCACCGUCAUCAUUGCCAGCAUGAUGCACGCUGGUCCGGCUGAGAAGUCUGGUCGACUAAACAUCGGAGACCAGAUCAUGACCAUAAACGGAACGAGUUUGGUGGGUUUACCGCUCAGCACCUGUCAGAGCAUCAUCAAGGGUCUCAAGUCUCAGUCCAGGAUCAAGAUGAACAUCGUCAGGUGUCCUCCUGUCACCAUGGUGCUCAUCCGCAGGCCGGACCUCAGAUACCAGCUGGGCUUCAGUGUCCAGAAUGGCAUAAUCUGCAGCCUGAUGAGGGGAGGCAUCGCUGAGAGAGGAGGCGUCCGUGUCGGUCACCGCAUCAUUGAGAUCAACAGCCAAAGCGUCGUGGCAACGCCUCACGAGAAGAUCGUUCAGAUUCUGUCUAAUGCCAUGGGAGAGAUCCACAUGAAGACGAUGCCUGCAGCAAUGUACCGUCUGCUGACAGCACAGGAGCAACCUGUCUACAUCUGAACUCACACUUCUUCACAUUACUCUCCAUCUUUACUACCGUCCAUCCAUCUUUUCGUUGUUUUAAAUACCUUUCUCCUCUCUGUAUCCUGUUUGAUAUCACUUGACUUGCCUUAAUCUGUACAGUACACUGUCAUGGAAACAUGUACAUCUACAGUAUGACAGCAGAAGACAGAUUACCACACUAGGCUGAGUGUUAACGUGAUGUGUUAUGUUUGACCAAAGAAAAAUUGUGGAUUUUUUUGUGAAUAUUUAGGUGGCAAACAGAGUAAAUAUUACCUUUGGUUUAAUAGCUGUAAUAUCUGAAUGUACUCUAAUCAUGUUGGACCUAUAAAUUGUCAGGGUGACCCAAAUGAUAAAGAACUUUUAAACUGAACUGGUCAAGUUGAAGGGGAUAUGCAUGUACAAUUCUGCUGAAUAAACUCUGAAGAAAAAGCAGUGGUCAGUAAAGUCAUGU
Molecule: messenger RNA, 4813 nt
Organism: Epinephelus fuscoguttatus (brown-marbled grouper)
Lineage: Eukaryota; Metazoa; Chordata; Actinopteri; Perciformes; Serranidae
Product: amyloid-beta A4 precursor protein-binding family A member 1-like
Exons: 13
Coding region: 832-4359 (1175 amino acids)
Biological process (GO): chemical synaptic transmission
Cellular component (GO): cytoplasm; plasma membrane; dendritic spine
Molecular function (GO): protein binding; amyloid-beta binding
Source: RefSeq, a predicted model, not a curated record